Clonostachys byssicola is the source of this 801-nucleotide messenger RNA. The record is from the annotation of a GenBank genome assembly. Lineage: Eukaryota; Fungi; Ascomycota; Sordariomycetes; Hypocreales; Bionectriaceae.
AUGAACAUAAUUAUUCCAACACCCGUUCCAAAUGAUCACCAGAUUCCAUGUCAAGAACUUGACACCCUGCGAGUCGUCCUGGCCGAAGAUCUGAGCCCUCCCCUUGCGGACGAGGACGUUGAGCGCCUUGAGCAGCACCUCGUUGUCGAUGCCGUGUAUCUCGGUGCCCCUCGUCCCCUCGCCCUCGCCCAGCUCGUACACGGUCAGCACGCUGCCCUUCUGCCCCGUCUCCUCGACGUACUUCUCGAUCUUGCGCGCCCACUCCUCCGGCUUGCGCCAGUACACGAACACGACCUCCCCCUCACCGCUGCCGUUACCCCCGGACGCGUACUCGAUCCGCCCGUCCUUCUUCAUGAAGUCGAGCAGCUCGCGGAUGUCGGGCAUGCCCAGCCGCCGGUCCAGCCGCCGGUUGUAGAAGAGGUCCGAGUCGGCGGCGGCGGAGAGCCCCAGGCGGAAGAUGCGGUGGUGCCGCGCGUAGGCGAGCACGAGGGCGGACCACUUGGAGAGCUGGGCGUGGUGGGUGGUCAGGCGGGGAACGAGUACUCGCGCGGGAAGCGGAAGGACGACGCGUCGGCGCCCGCCGCGGCUGUGGAUGCGGCGGCCAUAUUUGGGGAGUGCAGAGAGGGGGGAUGGGGGGACUCUUUCGCUCGCCGCCUGGGUGUGUUGGGUGUCGGUCUGGUUGCACAGCGUUGUCGAAUUUGGGGGAGAUGGGAUGGCGGGCUUGUUGGAGGGGCACAAAGGUUGAACUACGUAGGUGGUGGGGUCGAACAGCUCUUAACUUUAGGGCCACCAACCACUUAA